CGAAAAAUGUUGUGAGACGCCGAGAACGAAAAUAUAUAGUAUAUAUACCCCGAUUCUGGACUGUAUUUGCAUAAUGGUCAUGGCCCUUUGCUGCAAACUAUUGACCCUUUUGCUGGCCGCUAUUUUCAUCCAAGUGACUCUCUCCUUGGAGUUCAUGGAUGAAGGUAUCUUGGCCAAUGAUGAGGUUCAUCAUCUUAAUGAUGGUGGAGAGGAGUCCUCCGCCGAGGUGCCAGUGAUGAUAACGGGUUAUACAAGGGACACCAUUGCACAUUUUAGUCCUCGAAGGCCAGAGGCAGGAUUCCGACAGUUGUGGGAAAGGGUUCCUCUCCAAAAAGUCGAUGUGAUCAAGAGGCGUUAGUCAGGGACCAUUAAUAAUUAAAUCAACUUACUAUCCUAUUAAUUAUUUUAAACAAGUGAUGAAAAUUAUCUUAA
This is a messenger RNA of Drosophila serrata, 432 nucleotides long. RefSeq lists its product as uncharacterized. The record is from RefSeq and is a predicted model, not a curated record. NCBI's taxonomy places the organism in Eukaryota, Metazoa, Arthropoda, Insecta, Diptera, Drosophilidae.